AUGGCGACGUCCUUGGAUGAGAAUCGUUUCUCUCCCAUAACACCAGAUGAUCAUGCUGGGUCGCUUUGGAUUGCGGCGCUCCUAUGCCUGGUCUAUUCGAUUAUCACGAUAUUCGUGAGAGGUCACUUGCGAUGGAAGAUGUACGGGACGGAUGACUAUCUGGCUUUAGCUGCAACAGCGCUCCAGGUUGGUGAGGUAGUUGCGGUCAUCGUUGGCCUCAAUCAUGGCCUAGGCAGGACUGAAGAACUGCUUGCUGCCAGUCAAUUGAAAAAGGCCAGCAAAGCAGCGUUUGCUGGCGUCAUAUUCUUCAUCCUCGCUGCUGUGGCAGCAAAGACUUCGACGCUGUAUCUGAUGAUGAGGCUCUUCAACCUGACGGGACCAAAAUCGCAAACGCAUACUCAUGCGAGGUCAAAAGUAUCAUACUGGACGUGUAUCAUUUUGCUUGUCACCAUGGGCCUCUGGGGACUCCUGUCCAUUGUCGCUCUUUCGGCCGAUUGCCGUACCUCAGCCUACAUCCAAGGCGACCAAGGCCAAUGUUCGCGUCAGUUCUUACGUUGGCAACUGAUCACGGCCUUCGACGUGACGACAGAGUGCCUAUUGGUGUUGCUCUGCGUGAUCAUUGUCUGGCCGGUUCAGCUGGCCCUUUUUAUGAAGUGCCAAGUCGUCCUUGCCUUUGCCUUCCGUUUACCAGUCGCUGCGUUAUCUAUUGUCCAUCUCAAGUUCAUUUCCGACUAUACCAACGCUCCCAAUCCAGGGCUCGGGCUGGUUCUUGCGUUGGUCCUCCAGCAGGUGCAACUGUGCUGGUCAAUAAUCGCGGCCACGGUCCCAAACCUGAAGUCUUUCGUCAAGAGCUUCAGCAGUGGGUUUGGCAUUCAGCUCGACCCGGACAGCACAGGGCAAUACAGUUCGCCACGAUAUGGUCGAAGUAAUGGGUACGAGCUUGGAACAGUGGACGUCAAAGGGGGCCCCAAGUCAAGGUCGGCCAACCGGUCAUACAACGAUAUGGAGACGCAGUCAGGUUUGCCUCAGCAGAUCGACGCAGGAAAGCCGAUAACGAGGGAUCAAGAGUCGAUCGACAGUGGCGGUAGUCAAGACCAUAUCAUCCGCAAAGAUGUGCAAUGGAACAUACACUACGAAGCCAACCGAAACGGUCUCUGA
Messenger RNA from Capronia coronata CBS 617.96, 1158 nucleotides. RefSeq lists its product as uncharacterized. Lineage: Eukaryota; Fungi; Ascomycota; Eurotiomycetes; Chaetothyriales; Herpotrichiellaceae. The coding region runs from base 1 to 1158 and encodes 385 amino acids. The record is from RefSeq and is a predicted model, not a curated record. The transcript has 5 exons.